AAUUCUUACAAAAACUGAAAGUGAAAUGAGGAAAUGAUUGGGCAAUCGGAUUGAAGGGCCAGUGCCAGGAAGACCUAUCAUACAGUGGGGGCCGGGAUGCAGCGGGGCAGACGGUGGGAGGCUCAGGAGAGCUCUCCUGCGGGCGACAGCAGGGCCAGGCCCUGGAGUCAGUGCAGGACACCAGCAAGCACAGCUCACAGGAAAUGAUCCAUUCCCUGCGCUCGCUCACUCGAAAGGCCCGAACCUCCAAAGUUCCAGGAGUGCCAUGGAUGGCUGUGCAGGCCAGCGGUCACGCCUUUCUCCCUGCCUGGAGAGGGGAGAAGAAAUGAAACUGAGGGAGUGUGUCUCCAUCCCCCCCCUGAAGGAAAGCCCCUCUGUCCCAUUCUCCAAAGAUGGAGCGCUGCUGGCCGUGACCCUGCUGCUGGCCCUGAUGGCCGGCUGCCUCUCGGUGCUGGCUUUCUGCAGGGUGGCCGCCCUUCAGGCCGAGCUGGGGAGCCUCCAGGCGGAGCUGCGGCAACACCAGGCAAAGCGGCUGCCAGGCGCCCCCCAGGCCGGAGCCGCGGCCCCCGGGGCAGCCGUGCGGAAGGCUCCAGCUGUCACCUCGGCUCUGAAAGGGAUCUUCGCACCACCCGCUGCAGGAGAGGGCAACUCCAGCCAAAGCAGCAGGAACAAGCGUGCCCUUCAGGGUCCAGAAGAAACAGUCACUCAAGACUGCUUGCAACUGAUUGCAGACAGUGACACACCUACCAUACGGAAAGGAGCAUACACGUUCGUUCCGUGGCUGCUGAGCUUUAAAAGAGGAAGAGCCUUGGAGGAGAAGGAAAAUAAAAUAGUGGUGAAAGAAACCGGUUACUUCUUUAUAUAUGGUCAGGUUUUAUACACCGAUAACACCUUUGCCAUGGGACACCUAAUACAGAGGAAAAAAGUCCACGUCUUUGGGGACGAAUUGAGUCUGGUGACUUUGUUCCGAUGUAUUCAAAAUAUGCCUGAAACACUACCCAAUAAUUCCUGUUAUUCAGCUGGCAUCGCAAAGCUGGAAGAAGGAGAUGAGCUCCAGCUUGCAAUACCACGUGAGGACGCUAAAAUAUCACGAGAUGGGGACGGCACGUUUUUUGGUGCAUUGAAGCUUCUGUGACCUACUUACACCUUGUUUGUGGCUGUGUUCCUUCCUUUCUCUGUACCUCUAAGGAGAAGAUACUUAACUGGAAAUACCAAAAGGAAGAAAAACAGUAGUUACCAUAGCCUUUUCUGGGAGCUACUUGUUUUGAUUUGCUGAAACUAGACCAAAACAGGAAAUUUAACAGACAACCACAGCCAAAGGGUGUCAUGUGAAUUACAAGAACUAGGGCCCGUUUAGGGAAAGCUAGAAGUAAGGUUCUCACUGUAAUGCCAUGUUGAACGACUUAGUCAUGGCUUCUUGACCUGGACGGAGCACAGGUUGCAAGGGGACAAAAAUCAUUUCUUCCAAAACAGCAUUCCAUUAUCGACUGCGGAACUAAGUGUCCCUGUCCGUGGGACAUGAGGACAUUCUUGGGGAAUCUCAGGAUCCAGCCUUUCUCUUUAGGUUAAGUAUGCCCCUCUCCUCUUGCAGUAAACAUUGUGGAAAGUAGAUCAAAACAAAACAAAAGGAUAGAAAUCUUGCAUUGGACAUAUGAAAAAGUAAUUAAAAGCUUACAUGGAAAUAUAUUAAGCAGUUGGACUUAAAAUACAGGUACUAUUUAAAUUCUUCUGGUUUACUUCAAGUCUGCAGUUUUUAUCUGUAAUAUUAUAUCACCUGAUGGCCCACCAGAUAUUUUUCACAGGAGGGAAGUCAUUCUGUUGUGUGUCUAUACCUAACAUGUAUUUUUUUCUAGCUAAUUUCAGUCACUUCAGAAACUUUACCGGGGGGUAAUUCCGAUUCUUACACACACGAGCAUGAAGUGAAAAAAUAGCUCUAAUUGUUCUUAUGUAAAAAUAAAAUCUCCGCUAGAAGUUAAUGAAUACAUUUAUAAUAAUGGAAUCUAUUUGCCCUUUAUUUCCUAGUCUUCUGUUUUAAACUGCUGCUAUUAUCCCAGCCUUUAAAACGUACUCAUGUUAUUAGCUUUACAAAAGUUGAGGUUUCAUUAAAGUUCUUGGCGUCCUGAAGGGUGUUCGGUGCCGUGUGCUUGUUACAUGGCUGAGGGUAUGCCAGAGACAUCACCCUCCUUUCCAUCUAAUCGAGAAUCGUAUUCACAAAUGCGUCUUUAGAACAUCAGUCUCCCUUGUUCUGCUUGCCUUUUUUGUAAAUGUCAUCGGUUUAAAGAGUUUACUUCAUUAAACAGUUUCCUUCUCUAGUUUAAACCGUAGGGGGAAAAAAAUAGAACCUGGUCUACACUCAUUUUCUCCAGUCCACAUUGAAAUGUGUUCAAGAAUAUGCUUUUCAAAACAAAACAAGAGAUGAUUUGUAUUUUGUGUCUAAGAUUAAACUUUGUUUAAAACUCUGAUGACCACAACUUUGGCUUUCUGGUUAAAAUCAAAUAUGUUUUGCAACUUACUGUGUUUUACAAUAUUAUAAUUAAAAAGUAUAGGCCGAGCAGGAGUCCUGAUCUAGGAGGUGAGUCAUUGUCCUAGUGUUGCUGCUAACUUGAAUCACCAAAUAAAAAAAACUUCGUGCCUUCUG
Molecule: messenger RNA, 2638 nt
Organism: Callorhinus ursinus (northern fur seal)
Lineage: Eukaryota; Metazoa; Chordata; Mammalia; Carnivora; Otariidae
Gene: TNFSF13B
Product: TNF superfamily member 13b
Biological process (GO): positive regulation of B cell proliferation; immune response
Cellular component (GO): membrane
Molecular function (GO): receptor ligand activity; tumor necrosis factor receptor binding
Source: RefSeq, a predicted model, not a curated record